GAUCACACCCCUGCUUUGAUUCCCGCUCGGCAUAUAAACACCGAUCAGCAGCGGAUUGUUUUCUCCUUUUCUUCUCUGUUGAAUGCUUUCCGAUGAUUCGUCGCUCCGUCUUUGCAGACAAACUAGAACUUUCAGAUUCAGUUCGCUUGAUUUUUUGAGGAUUAGUAAGAUUUAGAUCCAAGAGAUGCAAAUGGAGUUGAGUUUUCCUUGUUUUAGAUUGGUGCAACUGCUAUAUACACCACGGUUAACUUAUAAUUAUUAAGGUCAGCCUGUGAAUAGUUAUCUGAGUCUUAGUUUCCAACCAUCAGAGCCUCAAAUGGUUCCUUCACGGGCGGAUGGAGGAAUGGCACAAUCAUCUUCGAGUUCAGGAAUAUUUUUCCAAGGAGAUGGGCAGGGCCAGGUUGCAGGAAAUUCCAAUUUCAGUUCGAACUUUGGGAACUUAGCGAAUUCAUUAGCUGGACAUGCACGAGGUAACAUGGGGCCUAUUUCAGGGGAUGUCAGCAACACAAUCUUGAACAGUGUGGCUAGCUCUGGACCCAGUGUUGGGGCAAGUUCUUUGGUAACCGAUGCUAAUUCAGGGCUUUCUGGUGGCCCUCAUCUUCAAAGAAGUGCUAGUAUUAACACCGAGUCUUAUAUGCGCUUGCCUGCAUCGCCGAUGUCGUUUUCGUCCAAUAACAUUAGCAUCUCUGGGUCCUCUGUCAUGGAUGGAUCUUCUGUUGUGCAACAGAACUCCAGCCAAGAUCCUAGUUCUCAACAAGCCCAGCAAAGUCAGCAGUACCGUGGAGGUUCUAGUGCCACUUCUUUGCCACGCAUGGGGCAAGUUCAGCUCCCUGGUGGUCCACGGGUUCCGAACUCUUGCAUUCAGGACCCAACUACUUUAUCUCAGCUUCAAAAGAAACCCCGUUUGGAUAUAAAGCAGGAAGAUAUAGUACAGCAACAAGUUUUGCAACAGCUAUUGCAUAGACAAGAUCCUGUGCACUUACAUAACCAGAACCCUCAAUUGCAAGCGCUGAUGCAGCAACAGCGGCUAAGACAGCAAGAGCAGCAGCUUCUACAGGCUAUGCCCUCAAUGCAGCGAGUUCAGCUAAUGCAUCAGCAGAAGCAGCAGUUACAGUUAAGACAACAGCUGCAGUUGCAGGGAAUCCCUCCUGCAUCUGCUGUAAAGCGACCUUAUGAUGGUGGCGUUUGCUCCCGAAGAUUAAUGCAAUACUUAUAUCAUCAGAGACAACGACCCACUGAAAAUGCCAUUGCUUAUUGGAGAAAAUUUGUCUCUGAAUAUUACUCUCCACGUUCGAAGAAGAGGUGGUGUCUAUCCCCAUAUGAUAAUGUUGGAUAUCAGUCAGUAGGGGUGUUCCCACAGUCAGCCAUGGAUGCUUGGCAAUGUGACAUUUGUGGUUCAAAGUCUGGACGAGGAUUUGAGGCAACUUUUGAAGUGCUUCCUAGACUGAAUGAAAUCAAAUUUAGUAGUGGGGUCAUCGAUGAGCUUCUAUUUCUUGAUUUGCCUCGUGAAUGUAGAUUCCCUUCGGGGAUGAUGAUGCUAGAGUAUGCCAAAGCUGUUCAAGAGAGCAUAUACGAACAGCUCCGUGUAGUUCGUGAGGGCCAGCUUAGAAUCCUUUUCACACCUGAUUUAAAGAUCCUGUCUUGGGAAUUUUGUGCUAGGCGCCAUGAAGAGCUUCUACCUCGUAGAUUGGUUGCACCACAGGUAAAUCAAUUGCUACAGGUUGCACAGAAAUGUCAAAGUACAGUAUCUGAAAAUGGGACUGAUGGUGUCUCUCAACAAGAUUUACAGGCAAACAGUGCACUUGUAGUAACUGCUGGGCGUCAACUUGCAAGGUGUUUGGAGCUACCGUCCCUAAAUGAUCUUGGGUUUACAAAAAGAUACGUGCGAUGCCUACAGGCAUCUGAUAUAGUUACUAGCAUGAAAGAUUUGAUGGAUUUCUGCAGGGAGACCAAAAAUGGUCCUGUUGAGGGCUUGAAAAACUUUCCUCGAUGCACCACUGCAUCCAAGGUCCAGACCCAAAGAAUGCAAGAGAUGGAUCAGAUCGAGGGGCUUCAGGGCCUGCCAACCGACCGAAACACACUCAACAAGCUAAUGGCAUUACAGCAUUCUGCGCUCAAUGCCCAAGUUAACAACAGCCAACAUCCUGCAGGUGCUCGAGGAGCUUUGAGUGGCUCCGCACAGGCUGCUCUUGCCCUGACCAACUUCCAAAAUCUGCUGAUGAGACAGAACUCGAUGAACUCGGCUCAACAAGAGGCUUCUUCUCCUUUCAACAAUUCCAGCCAGGCUUUAUCCAUAACCACACCCGGAUCUUCAGCAAUCGGUGGCUUUUCAACCCCUCAGACACCACAGCAUCAGCAACAACAGCAGCAACAGCAACAGCAACUUCAGCUGCAUUCACAGAGCAUGAGCGGGUUAUUACAGCAAAGCCUGUCGGGACCCUCCCAAGGAAGCCAAACAUUACAGCAGCAGAUGAUCCAGCAAUUGCUGCAGGAUAUGAGCAAAAAGAAUAACGGGCCUCCGAUUCCGCAGCAUCCCGGCGGGAAGAUAUCUUCAGCGGGUCCCGGAUUCAGGAGUUCUUCAGCAAGUACGUCGGCCGUCAGCCAUGGUCGACCCCCCAGCCGAAGCAACAGCUUUAAGGCUUCGUCAUCGAACAGUGAAUCUCCAGCCCCUGUCAGUCAUGCAGGAUACGGGCAAAAGGAAUCCGAUCUGGCGGCACACAGCCUUCAUUUGAUGGAUGAUAUGGUUCCGGACAUUGCCCAGGAGUACGCGGAGAAUGGGUUCUUUAGCAGCGAGCUCGACGACCACAUGAACUUCAGCUGGAAGGGAUGAUAUGGACGGACAACUAACAUAGACUGAUCUCUACUUGUGUUGUGGCUGCUGUAGUACUUGUAAGGGAGUGGAGCCUGAAGAUGUGUUAAUUUGCUUCUCUAUGUAUAGGUAAUUAAGCUGUCUCGAUUACCUUAAUUUGUGUGUUGUCUUCUUGUCUGUUUGAUUACCACCCCAGUUAUUAAUUAUCGAUGUUCCCUGCGUGAUCGCUUGUGUGUAGGAACGACAUUUGGUUCUUUUUAUCUUAAUUUUUAGUUUUAAUCUUCCAAGUGUAAUCAAUCUAUUCGACAUGGAAUUCAUAAUCAAUUUGGAUUUUGUCCCUAA
Messenger RNA from Andrographis paniculata, 3151 nucleotides. Its product is annotated as probable transcriptional regulator SLK2. Gene Ontology annotation, biological process: positive regulation of transcription by RNA polymerase II; negative regulation of transcription by RNA polymerase II. Gene Ontology annotation, cellular component: nucleus; transcription regulator complex. The transcript is spliced from 10 exons. The record is from RefSeq and is a predicted model, not a curated record. Lineage: Eukaryota; Viridiplantae; Streptophyta; Magnoliopsida; Lamiales; Acanthaceae. The coding region runs from base 317 to 2830 and encodes 837 amino acids.